GGCUGAAUUGUGUUAAAAAAACUAUAGACCGUGAGAUUAGCAGCAGAAAAGUGAAGUUAAAAUCAAGUGCUGAAAGCGGUGCGGAUAAAAAUGCGAAUCACAAAAUGCCGCAGAAAUUCUAGCAACAACAGCACAGGAAAACCGAAAGCGGUGUGAAUAUUUUUUUUUUCGAGACCAUUGCCAAAGUUGCGCUUGCCGUGUGCGCCCUGUGUGUGUGUGUGGAACGGAUAGUGGAGUGGAUAGUGGUUGGGUUGGCGGAGAGUGGAGCGUCGAGCGUCGAAGAGUUGUGGAGUGGAGCGGAGUGGAAAGUAAAAGUGGCUGCGGUGGCGGUGUCUGUGCCUGUGCCUGGCUCUGUGCUUGCUGACUGUGUGUGCGCGCGCGAAUGUUUGUGUGCUGUGCCAAAAAGAAGUUGCAGAAAUAUCAGAGUUACGCAAAAACAACGACAACAUCACUGCCGCAAAAGAUAUUGUGUAAAAUAAUUAAAUAGCUAGUACAUUGCCAAGAGAGCGCGAUUGAUUGAGUGAGAGUGUGGCGUGUGUGUGUGGCAGAAGAGUGAGCGACGGCAAGGCUAGAGGAGAGGAGUGGAGUGGAGAGGCGAGGCGAGGCGAGGCGGAAGAGGCGACCCGGCGCAAUGAGCAUUAUUGGCGAGAAUAACGGCAGCAGCAGCAUCCCCCCUAACACCGCUACAGCCAACAUCAUAACCACGGCCAAUGGGCCGCGCGUCGUUACCAUUUACAAGACGGAAACUGGCUUCGGUUUCAAUGUACGCGGUCAGGUGUCCGAGGGCGGACAAUUGCGCUCCAUCAAUGGCGAACUGUACGCUCCCCUGCAGCAUGUCAGCGCUGUCCUCGAGAAUGGAGCGGCCGAGAAGGCUGGCAUCAAGAAGGGCGAUCGCAUACUGGAGGUCAACGGCGUCAGCGUGGAGGGAGCCACACACAAACAGGUCGUGGACCUGAUCAAAUCCGGCGGCGAUUGCCUCACCCUCACGGUGAUAUCGGUGACCCAGCAGGAGGCCGAUCGACUGGAACCGCAGGAGGACCAGAGCGGCUACUCCUACAUUGAUUACUCGGACAAGCGCUCGCUGCCGAUCAGCAUACCCGACUAUGGGAUUGUCAACCGGAACGGAGAGCGCUACAUUGUCUUCAACAUACACAUGGCCGGGCGGCAGCUGUGCUCGCGGCGGUAUCGCGAGUUCGCCAACCUGCAUUCGCUGCUGCGCAAGGAGUUCUCCGGCUUCAGUUUCCCCAAGUUGCCCGGCAAGUGGCCGUUCCAGCUGAGCGAGCAGCAGCUGGACACGCGGCGACGCGGCCUGGAGCAGUACCUGGAGAAGGUGUGCGCGGUGCGAGUGAUAGCCGAGAGCGAUGCUGUGCAGGACUUUCUCACCGACACCGAGGACGACAUCUCGGCAUCGCCGGUGGACAUUAAGGUGAUGCUGCCCGACCACGAGGUGACCACCGUCUCGGUGAAGAAGUCGUCCAGCGCCCAGGUCGUCUGGGAGAUCCUGGUGCAGCGCGCCAGUCUCACCGCCUACACGCAGCAGUAUUUCUACCUGUUCGAGAUCGUCGAGUACAACUUCGAGCGGAAGCUGCAGCCGCACGAGAUCCCCCAUCAGCUGUACGUGCAGAACUACAGCACGGCCUCCUCAACGUGUCUCUGUGUGCGCCGGUGGCUCUUCACCGUCGGCAAGGAGCUGACGCUGCCAGACGGCGAGCAGGCCGGACGCUUCAUCUUCUAUCAGGCUGUGGAUGAGGUGAAUCGCGGCAACAUCCGCGCCGACGGACGCCUCUACGAGCUGAAGGCCCUGCAGGAUGCCAAGAAGGCUGGCGACUAUCUGGCCCUGGCCCGCAGCCUGCCCGGCUACGGGGACGUUGUGUUCCCCCACUGCUCAUGUGAUAGUCGCAAGGAGGGGCAUGUGGUGCCCGCCGUGGGCAUGAAGAGUUUCCGCCUGCACGCCUGUCGCGAGGAUGGCUCGCUGGAGGCGCAAAUGGUCGAGCUGACCUGGGACAGCAUCACGCGCUCCGAGAGCGACGAGGAGUCCAUGACAUUUUGCUUUCAGUACAAUCGUCCAGAUAAGCCAGCCCGUUGGGUCAAAGUCUACACGCCAUAUCAUGCAUUCCUUGCGGACUGCUUUGAUCGGAUCAUGGAGGAGCGCAAAUGGGACGACAGCGGCGACUAGAAUUGGCGUUUGGAGCGGCUGGUGCAACGGCAGCUGGAGCAGCGGCAGGAACCACA
This is a messenger RNA of Drosophila obscura, 2232 nucleotides long. It is a transcript of the gene Snx27, whose product is annotated as sorting nexin-27. Gene Ontology annotation, cellular component: early endosome. Lineage: Eukaryota; Metazoa; Arthropoda; Insecta; Diptera; Drosophilidae. Gene Ontology annotation, molecular function: phosphatidylinositol-3-phosphate binding; protein binding. Gene Ontology annotation, biological process: signal transduction; intracellular protein transport. The transcript has 6 exons. The record is from RefSeq and is a predicted model, not a curated record. The coding region runs from base 632 to 2176 and encodes 514 amino acids.